AUGGCAGCGGCAAGAGUGUUACGUCGGGGCGCCUCUUGGGCGAGGACGCGGCUUCUCGUGCAGGCUCCGGGGGCGAGGCUCGGCUGGCGACGCCAGGCUCAUUCGGGGCCGGGAGGAAGCGAGGUGCAUGGAAAACACAGAUGUUUCAGAAAAGGGCUUGCAUUCUCAGUACUAUCUUACUUGGGAUAUGAAGCAUAUGUAUUAAUCUCCCGGUCUUCUACUGUUCAGGCUGAUGAUCAAAGUGACAUUCUAGAUCAAGCAGAUUACCUGUAUGGGAGUGGAGAAACUGAAAAACUCUGUCACUUGCUAGAGCAGCACAAAAACAGUGAGAAUGCGCAGUUGCUGUGGCGCCUGGCACGAGCAUCACGUGACCUCGCUCAACUUAGUCAGACUCCUCCAGAGAAAAAGAAAGCACUGACAUAUGAAGCCCUUGGUUAUGCAAAGCAAGCCCUUGAAAAAGACCCCUCCUGUUUUGCAGUGCACAAGUGGUUUGCAAUUUGCAUCAGUGACGUGGGAGAUUAUGAAGGAAUAAAGACAAAAAUUGCAAACGCUUUUGUUAUCAAGGAACACUUCCAGAAAGCAAUUGAGCUGAAUCCUAAGGAUGCUACUUCACUUCAUCUUAUGGGCAUUUGGUGUUACACAUUUGCUGAAAUGCCCUGGUACCAGAGCAAAAUAGCCGCAGUCUUAUUUGCAACCCCACCCAGCUCCAACUAUGAUGAGGCUCUACAGUACUUUCAGAAGGCUGAAGAUGUUGAGCCAAACUUCUACAGUAAGAAUUUGCUAUUCUUGGGAAAGACAUACAUGAAGUUAAACAACAGAAAGAUGGCCCUUUUGUGGUUAACAAAAGCCAAGGAACGGGUAGCCCAUACAGAGGAAGAUAAGCAGGUCCAAAAAGAAGCUCAGGAAUUGCUAAAUUCUUUGUGACAAGAUUAAUAAUUAAAAUGUAUGGAUCACUUUGAGCCA
This is a messenger RNA of Euleptes europaea (tarantolino), 963 nucleotides long. It is a transcript of the gene RMDN1, whose product is annotated as regulator of microtubule dynamics 1. The transcript is spliced from 10 exons. Lineage: Eukaryota; Metazoa; Chordata; Lepidosauria; Squamata; Sphaerodactylidae. The record is from RefSeq and is a predicted model, not a curated record. Gene Ontology annotation, cellular component: mitotic spindle pole; cytoplasm; spindle microtubule. The coding region runs from base 1 to 924 and encodes 307 amino acids. Gene Ontology annotation, molecular function: microtubule binding.